Chrysoperla carnea is the source of this 2258-nucleotide messenger RNA. It is a transcript of the gene Shal, whose product is annotated as potassium voltage-gated channel protein Shal. The record is from RefSeq and is a predicted model, not a curated record. NCBI's taxonomy places the organism in Eukaryota, Metazoa, Arthropoda, Insecta, Neuroptera, Chrysopidae. Gene Ontology annotation, molecular function: protein binding; A-type (transient outward) potassium channel activity. The coding region runs from base 52 to 1779 and encodes 575 amino acids. Gene Ontology annotation, biological process: potassium ion transmembrane transport; protein homooligomerization. The transcript is spliced from 5 exons. Gene Ontology annotation, cellular component: voltage-gated potassium channel complex; membrane.
CUGGACAGUGUGUUUAAAAAUUGUCAUUAUUAAAACAUUCCGCCACAUAGUAUGGCGUCGGUCGCCGCUUGGCUACCAUUUGCCCGAGCGGCGGCCAUAGGAUGGGUACCCAUUGCUACUCAUCCUUUACCUCCGCCACCGAUACCCAAAGAUCGUCGAAAAGCUGACGAUGAAAAACUGUUGAUCAACGUGUCCGGACGUCGAUUUGAGACAUGGCGUAACACUUUAGAAAAAUAUCCAGACACGUUACUUGGUUCAAACGAACGUGAAUUCUUCUACGAUGAAGAUUGCAAGGAGUACUUCUUUGAUCGUGACCCAGAUAUUUUUCGACAUAUUUUGAAUUACUAUCGUACUGGAAAAUUACAUUAUCCAAAACAUGAAUGCUUAACUAGUUAUGAUGAGGAAUUAGCGUUUUUCGGGAUACUACCAGAUGUGAUUGGAGAUUGUUGCUAUGAAGACUAUCGAGAUCGUAAACGUGAGAAUGCUGAACGUUUAAUGGAUGAUAAACUGUCAGAGAAUGGUGAUCAAAAUUUACAACAGUUGACGGAUAUUCGUCAGAAAAUGUGGCGUGCAUUUGAAAAUCCACACACGUCAACAGCAGCUUUAGUAUUUUAUUAUGUGACGGGUUUCUUUAUAGCCGUGUCCGUGAUGGCCAAUGUCGUGGAGACGGUUCCGUGUGGGAUCCGACCAGGACGAGCUGGUACCCUGCCAUGCGGUGAACGCUACAAAAUAGUAUUCUUUUGUUUGGACACAGCCUGCGUUAUGAUCUUCACUGCUGAGUACUUGUUGCGGCUGUUCGCAGCACCAGACCGUUGUAAAUUCGUUCGUAGUGUGAUGAGUAUCAUCGAUGUGGUCGCCAUACUUCCAUAUUAUAUAGGUUUAGGUAUUAAAGACAAUGAUGACGUGUCCGGUGCUUUUGUCACGCUACGUGUUUUCCGUGUAUUUCGUAUUUUUAAAUUUUCACGUCAUUCACAAGGGUUACGUAUCUUGGGUUAUACUUUGAAGUCAUGUGCCUCUGAACUUGGUUUUCUUGUAUUUUCGCUAGCCAUGGCAAUUAUUAUAUUUGCUACAGUCAUGUUCUACGCAGAGAAAAAUGUUGAUGACACCAAUUUCACAUCGAUACCAGCUGCAUUUUGGUAUACAAUUGUCACAAUGACAACGCUGGGUUACGGAGAUAUGGUACCUGAAACAAUAGCGGGUAAAAUAGUUGGGGGUGUAUGCUCGUUGAGCGGUGUGUUGGUGAUAGCCUUACCUGUUCCAGUAAUCGUAUCAAAUUUCAGUAGAAUAUAUCAUCAGAAUCAACGUGCUGAUAAACGCAAAGCUCAAAGGAAAGCAAGAUUAGCGCGAAUACGUAUCGCAAAAGCAUCCUCAGGUGCAGCAUUUGUUAGCAAGAAGAAAGCGGCUGAAGCACGUUUGGCCGCCCAAGAAUCUGGCAUCGAAUUGGAUGAUAAUUAUCGUGAAGAAGAUAUAUUCGAGUUACAGCAUCAUCAUUUACUGCGAUGUUUAGAAAAAACAACGGAUAGGGAAUUUGUUGAAUUGGAUGUACCAUUUAAUGGACAACCAAAACGACCGGGAUCACCCUCGCCCAUGGCAAGUCCAGCACAUUCAAGUACAAGUCGUCAUGUCGGCGGUCUGUUACACGCAUGUUGCGGAGGUUGUUGCUGUACGCAACGUUAUCAGCAGGCAUGCGGCAAAUACAUCCCAGCAACGUCAGCCGUUCAAAAUAAUCAAACUGGUGGAGGUAUGGAUGGAACAUAUCUUGUGGAAGCAUCAUUUUAAAAUCAGAUUCUGGCAGACCAUCGUCAUCGCUUCGUCUUCCUCUCUAUUACAAUUACAUUACAAUUGAGAAAGUCACGUUCACGCCACGUACUUGACUCGUCAAAAUUUAGUAAAGCAAAGCUCUCUCCUAAUACAACGAUUUUUACUUUAAGACAGUUUAUAUGUACUAUUUUAGAGGGUCUUCAUUUAUUUUGUGACUACUAAUUUUACACCUGGCGAACAAAAAUGCCAUCAAACAUACAAAUGGCAACAAAAUUUUCCAAUUGAAAAAUGCAUUUACUGCCAAAACGAAAAAAAUUGUUCGGAUGCCGGCGUCCGAAAUCAAAAUGUUUUAAAUAGUCUUCGGCGUAUUGAAGGAUAUUUUUUAAACUCAUGAAAAUUCAAAUCAAAAUGGACCAACUUUGGAUAUGAGAAAUUUUGUGCUCUGGACAAAGACAUAAAAGUGCCGAAUACAAAGCAAGCAUAAAUUAGAAAGCGUU